This is a messenger RNA of Silurus meridionalis, 2380 nucleotides long. RefSeq names its product craniofacial development protein 1 (gene cfdp1). The coding region runs from base 184 to 1095 and encodes 303 amino acids. The record is from RefSeq and is a predicted model, not a curated record. Lineage: Eukaryota; Metazoa; Chordata; Actinopteri; Siluriformes; Siluridae. The transcript has 7 exons.
UAGUCCCCGUUCUUAUUGUAUCUGUAUUUAGUGAAAGUUUUCGGCGCGGGCUUUGUGCGUGUGGCGGCGUUUCCCCCCCCAACUCUUUCCCACCUUUUAUUCAGUACCCAUCAUCAACUAGAAAUACAGCAGGCGGUUAUUAGAUUACAAAUAAUUGCAGUUGAAUAAUUGUAGAAGAAAAGGAUGAAUUAUUCGGACUACGACUCGGAGGAUUAUUCCUCAAAUGAAGAUGAAGACUAUGUUCCCUCUGAUGACAAUCUGAGCGAGGAUGAUUUAAAUGAAUGUGAAAAGGAAGACGGCCUGGAGGCAGAGGAUCAAAGUGAAGCCCUGAGGGAGCAGGUCAAAAAGAAAAAGAAGUCAAGUAAAAGUCUUACUGCAAGAAAAAGGAAAAAAGGAGGACUGAAGCUGGAAGAAGGUGAUGAGAGUAACGCAGACAAACAGAACGAUGAAGAACCACAACUAACAGAUGAAAAACCAGUAAAAAAAUCUACCGAGGUUCACGAGGAACAGCAUAAGAAAAAGGCGGAUGAUCUUUGGGCGAGUUUUUUGAGUGAAGUCGGCCACAGACCUAAAGCCGAGACCCCCAGCUCGCAGCAGACCACAGCAGAUUCGGACAAAGUGGGUAAAUCCAGCACAGAGUCUCCACACAAAGAACCAAAAGCCACAGAGGCCUCCAGAAUUACAAUUACAAAGGUGUUUGAUUUUGCAGGAGAAGAAGUUCGGGUUACUAAAGAGGUGGACGCCAACUCACAGGAGGCUAAAAGCUUCCUGAAAAAGGAGGAGGAGGAGCCACAGACCACCAUGUCCAAAGCUUCAGCUGCAUCCUCUAUCACUCCUGGGCCCAGUGUGAAAAGACCAGCGGGGAUGGGCAGCAUCCUAAACCGUUUUGGAUCAAAGAAGCCCAAAAUGAGCACUCUGGAGAAGUCCAAACUGGACUGGGACACGUUCAAAGCAGAGGAGGGCAUCGGCGAAGAGCUGGCCAUUCAUAAUCGAGGCAAAGAAGGGUAUGUGGAGAGGAAGAACUUCUUGGAGAGGGUAGACCAGCGGCAAUUCGAGCUGGAGAAGAACGUUCGCCUAAGCAACAUGAAACGAUGACCAGAGUGGACAAUGUAUAAUGCAUACAUAAAAAAUCGUGGACUAUUUGUUUUGUUUUUUGUGGGGGUUUUUGUUGUUGUUUUUCUGUGGUAGCUCUGAUAGCACCUGUUUCUGAGCUCAGAUUUAAGUCCAUCAUUCAGUCAUGACUGGUCUUGUCUUCUGUACACUGAAAUGAUUAAUGAGGAAACAAUAAUGAAAACUAUAGAAAUAAAAAAAAUAAAACAAAAAUUAAAAAGGUGAUGAAAAGAACCAGAUUUACAUUUAAGAAGUGAAAUGUGUGUUAAAUCAGACGAGACACUUUUGGUUGUCUGAAUUUUGCUUACGAUUGUAGAAUAUUUCUUUAUCUAUCUUGCUUAAAGCUUUACACAGUUUUAUACUACCCACUGCAGUCUUCACUGCUUGCAAAUUUUAUUCAAUUUCUUUUCCUUCCUCUUUACUUGUCAUAUGACUAUUUUAGUAUUUUUCUUUCCCAGUAAUCUUUGAUAUUUGGAGAUGCCUGUGUUGUUUUUUGUUUUAUUAUAAUGCUUGUGUGCUAACACAGUUAUUGUAAGUGUUAUUGUUAUUAUGAUGCUAAUCACUUCCCUUUAUUUCCUUGUGCAAAAAUUUAAUUUGGUUAUCAAAAUAUAUUUUCUGCAUUCACCCAGUAGCUUACAAUCAUGUAAAAUGCAAAGUUCACAAAGCCCUUACUGGCACAAAAGCCUCUAAAUUUAUCAUCUCUGCAGAGCUUCAUGCUUUCCUGGGAUAGCACAUGAUUCGGCAUCUAUGUUUUUGACAAGUGAAAUGAUACUAAACUGCUUAUAACGUGAAAAGAUCUAAAAAACAUUGAGGAACCAGACCUGUUUAAUCAGCUACUUAACACAAGGUGGUUACUCAGGCUGUAAUUAUUCAUCUGUAUUAAUAGUCAUUGUCUUAACACCUUGGCGUUAUGUGUUCUUCUCAUCUGGUGUUUAAGCCCUUUUAUGAGGUGAGUCUAAUGUGGUAGAGAAUAGAAACCAUAGAAAUAUGCAGUGCAUUGGCUUUACAGCACAAGAGCAGGUUAUCUCCUGCUGACUUUCACUCUACGGCAUGAACAAAAGACCAACGUCAUCAGCCACAGCUUAAACUGCAAAAGCUACAGUCCAAGACCUUCAGAGGUGUUUACAGAACAAAUAAAAGGAGUGUUGAUUGUUUCUAUAGGCAUGUUGUUCCUAUUUUAAAGGUUUCCCCUGUUAAAGGUAGAUAGUAAUUACAUUUCCUGUGCUGUAAAAGUCUUUGACAAUUAAACAAAUCAUUUGUUUUUACUGAA